AAUCUGAGCACCUCGCUAAUGGGUCUCAAGGUUUCAAUGAACGCGACGGAGAAAACGUGAUCGCAAUAGCAAGUCCGUGUCCACUUUUCCCCAAUUUUCCCGAUAAUAAAUGACGAAUUAGGGUUUUUCUAGGGUUUUUUCUUUUGUGAUUUCUCUCUUCCUUCCCUGACAUUGUUAGGGUAAUUCGACCAGAUGGGUCGGUCUCGGGCUGUGUCGAAGAUCGCCGACGAUGAUCCCAAUCAGAGAUCAUCGAAAAGAAAGAGAAUCGCUUCCAAUGCAGAGCCUGCGGAGACCACACCGUACAAUGCGGUGCUAGGGCAAGGAAAUGGUGAAAGGAAAGCCCCUUUGUAUCAUUGCAAUUAUUGCAACAAAGAUAUCUCCGGGAAAAUUCGGAUCAAAUGCGUAAUUUGCCCUGAUUUUGAUCUCUGCAUUGAGUGCUUCUCUGUUGGAGCUGAGGUUACUCCUCACAAAAGCAAUCAUCCUUAUAGGGUUAUGGAUAAUUUGGCUUUUCCACUUAUUUGUCCAGACUGGAAUGCAGAUGAGGAGACGUUACUUCUGGAGGGUAUCGGGAUGUAUGGAUUCGGCAACUGGGCGGAAGUUGCAGAACAUGUUGGAACAAAAAGCAAAGCACAGUGUAUUGACCACUAUAAUUCCAUAUACAUGAACUCCCCUUGCUUUCCUCUACCUGAUUUGUCCCAUGUUAUGGGAAAGAGCAAAGACGAGCUCCUUGCCAUGGCCAAAGGACCUGGUGUUGAUGUCAAGAUAGAAGUUCCCUUGGUUGGGGAGCUUCAACCCAAGGACGAGUCUCCUAUCUCAGCUAGAAUCAAGUAUGAAGAGUCAAGAAAAGGUCCAGGUCCUCAAUCUUCCACUCACCCAACUGAGGUUGGAGUGGCUCUGGUCUCAGGCUCAGUAGAGAUGGCCCCUAACAAGCCCCAGAUAAAGGACGAAACCAAAGUGGAAGAGCCCCAUGUGGAUAGGAGUAUUGGAGAGAAGAAACCUCGAAUAUCUGGUGAUGAGGGACCUUCUAUAACAGAGUUGAGUGGCUAUAACUUCAAGAGGCAGGAAUUCGAAAUUGAAUACGACAACGACGCAGAGCAGUUACUGGCAGAUAUGGAAUUUAAGGACUCCGACACUGAUGCUGAGCGUGAAUUGAAACUACGAGUGCUACGUAUCUACUCAAAAAGGCUUGAUGAGAGGAAACGCAGGAAGGAUUUUAUUCUGGAAAGAAAUCUGCUUUACCCUGACCCAUUUGAGAAGAACCUGUCACCUGAAGAACGAGAAAUAUAUCAGGGGUUCAAGGUCUUCAUGAGAUUUCACUCAAAAGAAGAGCACGAGGCAUUGCUUCGAAAUAUUAUUGAGGAACAUCACAUUGUGAAAAGGAUACAAGAUCUUAAGGAAGCUCGAGCUGCUGGUUGUCGAACAGCAGAUGAGGCAAAGACAUUUAUUGAACAGAAGAGGAAGGAAGCUGAAGAAACUGCUCUUAGGAUUAAGGAAGGUUCUCAGGCUGGUCCAAGUGUUAAGGUCCUGCAGAAGCCAAACCAUCUCAAAGGUGAACUAGAUGGCAGUCCUCGGGGACUUGUUAGGGGAGCAACGGAUCUAAAUCCCAGUAACAAAGAUUCAUCUUUAGCAAUGCGAUCUAUUGCGAGCUCCUUGGAUGAUUGGGACAUAACUGGAUUUGCAGGCGCUGAUUUACUCUCGGAAACUGAGAAGCGGCUCUGCCGCGAGAUUCGAAUAUUGCCUGCACAUUAUCUCAACAUGCUGCAGACCAUGUCUGUGGAAGUGUUGAAUGGAAAGGUAACAAAGAAAGCGGACGCCUAUAACUUGUUUAACGUUGACCGUAACAAAGUCGAUAGAGUUUAUGAUAUGCUUGUGAAGAAGGGAAUAGCCCGAACAUGAGCAUAUCCUUAUGUCUCCAAUUUUGUUAGAAAACUUGUAUAGUUAUUGUUUGAUAAUGAGACCUAACUAUAGUCAUUCUAUUUAUGUAUACAGUGAGAAUAAUUUGAAUCUGGCAAUAAAAGAAGUUGAAU
This is a messenger RNA of Morus notabilis, 2027 nucleotides long. RefSeq names its product transcriptional adapter ADA2a. Gene Ontology annotation, biological process: chromatin remodeling; regulation of transcription by RNA polymerase II. Gene Ontology annotation, cellular component: nucleus. Bases 193 to 1896 code for a protein of 567 amino acids. Gene Ontology annotation, molecular function: transcription coactivator activity; chromatin binding; protein binding. NCBI's taxonomy places the organism in Eukaryota, Viridiplantae, Streptophyta, Magnoliopsida, Rosales, Moraceae. The transcript is spliced from 12 exons. The record is from RefSeq and is a predicted model, not a curated record.